GAAAUGCUAAGGUAUAAUGAAUUCAACCUUGGGUGAAAUUUCAAUAACCGGAUGCAGGACAGAGCAUAAGAACCAAAUGAAGGCAAAAAUGGCACAGCUUGAGCAGCUAAAAACUACUGUGUAAGUAACUUUAAAAGACAACUUGUAGACACUUUUUUCACAAACAUGUCCUCGAACAUUACACUGAACGACAGUCGGAACCUGCAGAGGAGAGAGAAGAUGGCAAAGGAGGAUCUGGAGAGAUGCAGAGAGUCUGCAGAGACCCAGCGACUAGAGCUGGAAACCAGACUGACAGAGGUGGACAAGACACUGGCUGACGAGAGACACAAUAGCAGCUCUCUCACUCAAGAAAACAGGUGUUUAAAAAUCAAGCUCGGAGAUCUUCAGAGCAAAGUGGUAGAACUCACUAAAGCUCAGAAGGAGUACGAAGAGUGUGUUCGUAAGGCAGAAGAAACCAAAAAGUCUGAGAUGCAGAUGUUGUUUGAGGAAAUGACUCAACACAUACAGCAGCAGAGUGACUCUCACAAGUACCUCGAGAAACUGAGGAUUGAGAACGAGCGAACGGCUCUUCAGGAAAAAGACAGAAAAUUGAGGGACCUGAAGGGA
Molecule: messenger RNA, 606 nt
Organism: Geodia barretti
Lineage: Eukaryota; Metazoa; Porifera; Demospongiae; Tetractinellida; Geodiidae
Source: the annotation of a GenBank genome assembly